CACACAAUCCGUCACAAUGGGUUCCCUUGCAAACGGUUCGCAGCCCGGCACCUUCCUCUUCACCUCCGAGUCCGUCGGUGAAGGUCACCCCGAUAAGAUUGCCGACCAGGUUUCCGAUGCUAUCCUCGAUGCCUGCUUGGCUGAGGACCCCCUCUCCAAGGUCGCUUGCGAGACCGCCACCAAGACUGGUAUGAUCAUGGUCUUCGGUGAGAUCACCACCAAGGCCCAGCUGGACUACCAGAAGGUCAUCCGUAACGCCAUCAAGGACAUCGGCUACGAUGCCUCCGAGAAGGGCUUCGACUACAAGACCUGCAACGUCCUCGUUGCCAUUGAGCAGCAGUCCCCCGAUAUCGCUCAGGGUCUCCACUACGAGGAGGCUCUGGAGAAGCUCGGUGCUGGUGACCAGGGUAUCAUGUUCGGUUAUGCCACCGACGAGACCCCCGAGCUCCUCCCCCUCACCAUCCUGCUCUCUCACAAGCUCAAUGCUGCCAUGAAGGCCGCCCGUAACGACGGCUCCAUCCCCUGGCUGCUCCCUGACACCAAGACCCAGGUGACUAUUGAGUACGCCCACGACAACGGUGCCGUCAAGCCUCUGCGUGUCGACACCGUCGUCAUCUCUGCCCAGCACACUGACGAUGUCUCCACGGAGGAGCUCCGCACCGUCCUCAAGGAGAAGAUCGUCCGCAAGGUCAUCCCCGCUAACCUGCUCGAUGACCGCACCGUCUACCACAUGCAGCCCUCUGGCCGCUUCGUCAUCGGUGGUCCCCAGGGUGACGCCGGUCUCACUGGCCGUAAGAUCAUCGUCGACACUUACGGUGGCUGGGGUGCUCACGGUGGUGGUGCCUUCUCCGGCAAGGACUACUCCAAGGUCGACCGCUCGGCCGCCUACGUUGCGCGCUGGAUCGCCAAGUCUCUGGUCAACGCCGGCCUUGCCCGCCGUGCUCUCGUUCAGCUCUCCUACGCCAUUGGUACCUACGGCACUAGCUCCAAGACCUCUGACGAGCUGGUCCAGAUCAUCCGCAACAACUUCGAUCUCCGCCCCGGUGUGAUCGUCAAGGACCUCGACCUGGCCAAGCCCAUCUACAUCCAGACCGCCAAGAACGGUCACUUCACCAACCAGAGCUUCUCCUGGGAGAAGCCCAAGGCACUCAAGUUCUAA
This is a messenger RNA of Penicillium daleae, 1159 nucleotides long. RefSeq names its product S-adenosylmethionine synthetase. The record is from RefSeq and is a predicted model, not a curated record. NCBI's taxonomy places the organism in Eukaryota, Fungi, Ascomycota, Eurotiomycetes, Eurotiales, Aspergillaceae. Gene Ontology annotation, cellular component: cytosol. The transcript has 4 exons. Gene Ontology annotation, biological process: S-adenosylmethionine biosynthetic process. Gene Ontology annotation, molecular function: ATP binding; methionine adenosyltransferase activity. The coding region runs from base 17 to 1159 and encodes 380 amino acids.